Messenger RNA from Lepisosteus oculatus (spotted gar), 314 nucleotides. NCBI's taxonomy places the organism in Eukaryota, Metazoa, Chordata, Actinopteri, Semionotiformes, Lepisosteidae. The record is from RefSeq and is a predicted model, not a curated record.
ACUGUCCUAUCAGCAGCUCCAGGCUGAGCUCAGUCUUGCAGUGCAGGAGAGGGAAGAGCUGAGACUGGAGCUCAGACGAACUCCAGAGCUCAUCGAGGCAGCGCUGAGCCAGAGCACACAGCCCUUGGAGGCCGAGUUGAGGCAGCUGCGCGCGGAGGCGGGUCAGAGGGCGCAGGCCGAGCGCAGGGCCGAGGCUGAGCUGCAGGAGGCGCAGUGCAGGCUGGAGGACCUGCAGGGGGCGCUGGAGAGCACCAGGGAGACCAGCGAGAGGCUGAGGCAGGAGCUGAGCAACCAGCGAGAGGAGAGCGAGAGAG